AUGCCGACAUCCCGGUUUCAGGCAGCGGUGUUCGCAACAACAUUAGGUUGCUGGUUUGUCGCCUGCUACAGGCGAGAAGAGGGUGACCGGGGUUCUUCACGGCUUUCGUCACGAUGUCUUGGGGUUUCAUGGCGGCUCGCACCUAUUCGCGCAACAGUGUUGACGAGACGAUGGAGGGUCGUGUUGGUCCUUAUUCGUAGGUUCAGAUCUGCAGAAGUUGAGUUACGGCGGUGCUACGUCACGAUUUGGGGUUUGAUUUUGGAUGUUACGGGAUGUCGACAUUCGAUGGCUGAAGGCUUCGCAGCAAGCAAGAGGGUCAAAGGGGAAGAAACUAAGAGGGAGUUCGUCACACUAGAAGGAGAAAUCCAAGGGGUUCUCAAAGAUGGCAUUGUUGUUGCUAUUAAAAGGGCCAUAGUGUAUCCCAACGUGCAGAAGAAUUCCAAGGAGUUUCACACCGAGCUUGACUUGCUUUCUAGGCUGAACAACGCACACUUGCUCAAUCUACUAGGCUACUGUGAGGAGGGUGAAGAGAGCUCCUUGUGUAUGAGUACAUGGCUCAUGGCUCAUUCCAUCAACACCUUCAUGUCUUCAAACAUUCUCAUCGAUGAAGAACACAAUGCGAGAGUGGCUGAUUUUGGUUUGUCACUGCUUGGUCCUGCAGAUAGCAGCUCCCCACUGGCUGAACUACCAGUUGGGACUCUUGGCUAUCUUGAUCCUGAAUACUACAAGCUCCAUUACCUCACCAAAAAGUUUGAUGUAUGCAGCUUUGGCGUUCUACUUUUGGAGAUACUGAGCGACAGAAAAGCUAUUGACAUGCAGUAUGAAGAAGGGAACAUUAUUCAAUGGGCAGUGCCUCUGAUAAAGUCAGGAGACAUAGCUUCAAUUCUGGAUCCAGUUUUGAAAGCUCCUUCUGAUGUUGAUGCAUUGAUGGGGAGUCCUUCCAUCAAACUCUUGCAUAGUCCUUCCAUCAGAAGCCAACAUCUUCGUUCUUCCAUCAAACUCCAAAUCGCGUCGUCACUUUUCCCCUGCAUCAAACAGACCUAUAGAGACAAAUCCCUGGCCAAAAUUUGA
Vigna angularis (adzuki bean) is the source of this 1071-nucleotide messenger RNA. Its product is annotated as serine/threonine-protein kinase-like protein CR4. The coding region runs from base 1 to 1071 and encodes 356 amino acids. The transcript has 5 exons. Lineage: Eukaryota; Viridiplantae; Streptophyta; Magnoliopsida; Fabales; Fabaceae. Gene Ontology annotation, molecular function: protein serine/threonine kinase activity; ATP binding. The record is from RefSeq and is a predicted model, not a curated record. Gene Ontology annotation, biological process: protein phosphorylation.